Alligator sinensis (Chinese alligator) is the source of this 1476-nucleotide messenger RNA. Its product is annotated as sulfotransferase 1 family member D1-like. The transcript has 10 exons. Gene Ontology annotation, biological process: sulfation. Bases 234 to 1118 code for a protein of 294 amino acids. Gene Ontology annotation, molecular function: sulfotransferase activity. Gene Ontology annotation, cellular component: cytoplasm. The record is from RefSeq and is a predicted model, not a curated record. NCBI's taxonomy places the organism in Eukaryota, Metazoa, Chordata, Crocodylia, Alligatoridae.
CCUUAGAGAAACCCAACAGCUGCACAGGACCAUGCUGGAGUUUGCUCAAGAGAGACUGUUUGCAUGCUGCAGCAAAGAAGUAAAAAAGGAAGCACUGAUACAAUCUUCCUGCACCAAAAUCUGAUCAGAGACAAGUCUGGGAAGUUUAGAAACAACGCUGGGACAUAAGGAGCAGAAGUCUCCCCGAAGCAAAGCCUCUGCAGUCACCCCACAUCCAGCUUAGGCAUCCCAAGAUGGAAGAGGAACACAUGCCAAGGAGGGAAUUAGAGAGCAUCCAUGGCAUUCCCCUCUACUGGUGCUUUGUGGAGAAGUGGGGCCAGGUGGAGGCCUUCCAAGCCAGGCCAGACGACCUUCUCAUUUCCACCUACCCCAAAUCAGGCACAACCUGGAUCAGCGAGAUUGUGGACAUGAUCUACAAUGAUGGGGAUGUGGAGAAGUGUAAGCGGGAUGCCAUUUUCAAUCGAGUCCCUUUCAUGGAAAUGAGCGCCCCUAACUUUAUAAAUGGCACAGAGCAGCUGGAUAAGAUGCCAUCCCCUCGGUUAGUGAAGACCCAUGUCCCGGUUCAGCUCCUCCCCGUCUCCUUUUGGGAAAAGGAUUGCAAGAUGAUCUAUGUUGCCCGAAAUGCCAAGGAUGUGGCUGUCUCUUAUUACUACUUCUACCAGAUGGCAAAGCUGCAUCCUGAUCCUGGCCCCUGGAAUGAGUUCCUGGAGAAAUUCAUGGCUGGGAAUGUUGCUUAUGGAUCCUGGUAUGAUCAUGUGAAAGGCUGGUGGGAGAAGGCAAAGGACUACCGUAUCCUGUUCCUGUACUAUGAAGACAUGAAAGAGGACCCAAAGCGGGAAGUACAGAAGGUAAUUCAAUUCCUGGGAAAGGACCUGAAGGAGGAGGUGGUGAAUAAAAUCCUCCAUCACACCUCAUUCCAGGAGAUGAAGAAGAACCCCUCUGUCAACUACGAAACAAUGCCCAGCUGGGCUCUGGACCACAGUAUAUCUCCGUUCAUGAGGAAAGGGAUUUCAGGGGACUGGAAGAAUCAUUUCACGGUGGCCCAGAACGAGAGAUUCAACAGGCACUAUGAAGAGCAGAUGAAGGGCUCGGCACUCAGAUUCCGCAUGGAGAUAUGAAGUCUCCCUGCCCCGGGGUGGGAGGCAGACAAAGGAGGAAUCAAAGUGGAAAGUAGAGAAGGUGAUUCAAGUCCUAGGAAAGGACCGGAAGGAGGAGGUGGUGAAUAAAAUCCUCCAUCACACCUCAUUCAAGGAGAUGAGGAAGAACCCCUCUGUCAACUAUGAAACAAUGCCCAGCUGGGCUGUGGACCACAGUAUAUCUCCGUUCAUGAGGAAAGGUGAGCCGCUCUGCCAGCACCUAAGACAGCACCAAGACACCUAACCCAUCCAUCUCAAACUGACUUAUUGUGGGCCAGAAUCCGAAUAGGCUGGACAGGUGAACAGGAGAGUGUAAAGGUUUAAGCAACUUUCAAAUAAA